AUGGUGCCGUCGCGUCCUUGCAGUUGCAGGCCGAUCUAUGCAGCAGCAGCGCCAAGUCAAGCUGCAAGACGGCGGAGGCAGAAGGCAGCGUCAAUGCCGUUGGACGUGCUGGUGGACAUUGCGGUGCGCACCGACCCGGCCACCCUCGUGCGCUGUGCCGCCACGUGCAUGGACCGCGUCAAGGAAUACAUCAGCCUCCACGGCCCCCUCUGCCUCCAGCAGGGAGACCGCUUCGUGCUCCCCCUCCUACGCGGCAAUCUGAUCUACCAGUCCCACGGCUGGCCCAAGCCCGAGGAGGAGCUGUUUCUGGUGGACACCAGCGUGCCGGAUGCCACCAAGCUGCGCACGGCUAGCCGCGGAGGCUUUCCCCUCUCGUCACGCGAUGGUCUUGUCCUCGCCCGUGUAGGCUUGGCACAAGAGCUCCGCGUGUGCGACCCGGCCACCGGCAGGAGUCUCACCCUACCAUCCGAACAGGCGUUCCCAAGAACGACUGGGGUAAAUUAUGUCGUGCUCGUCCGUGGCGAUGAUAAGGGGGCCACCUCCGUUGGCCGGCAUUUUCAAGUGGUCAAGGCAUAUCUAGAGAUGUCACAGUACAGCGGCAACCUGCAGCUCCAGACCUUCUCAUCGGAGCAUGGCGUGUGGGGCCUCUACACCAACAACUAUCUACCUAACCUAUUUGGCAACCACUUGCAACAAAGCCUCGGCAAGGCCCUGGUCACCGGCGGCACUGUCCACUGGUUGUGCCAGACUGACACCGGGUCCUAUGUCCUGAAGCUCCGUGUCAGAGCGGCAAAGGUGAUGGCGAGGAUGCUCCCAAAAGGGUUCCCACACCACGAACAACACCAAAAACUUCUAGCAACAUCGUCGGCGGGUCGGGAUGUGCUUGUGCUCGUCGCUGAAGAGGACAAGAUAUCGGCAUGGGCACAAUCAAAGCAUACAGGCAAGUGGCAGCAACGGCCACAUGUGGUGAUCAACAUGACGGAGAAAAUUUCGCGGUUCCUUGAGAAGGCAGGCGGUAGUUGCAUUCCGCCGACGAACCCAGUCCAAUUCAAGCUAAUCUGGUUUGCCGAGAAGAGCGGUACCGUGCUCAUCGACACAUGCCGUGGUUUCUUUUGGCUCGACCUGCAGUCUAUGGAGAUCGUGAGGUGGUUCUUGGAUCAUAGGAUCCCAUACACUACCCAUAAUAUCCCCUAUGAGAUGAGUUUGACGGCUUGGGUUCCAACAUUCAGUAGCACUUUGUGA
This is a messenger RNA of Triticum aestivum (bread wheat), 1242 nucleotides long. RefSeq lists its product as uncharacterized. Lineage: Eukaryota; Viridiplantae; Streptophyta; Magnoliopsida; Poales; Poaceae. The transcript has 2 exons. The record is from RefSeq and is a predicted model, not a curated record. The coding region runs from base 1 to 1242 and encodes 413 amino acids.